AUGAAACAAAAUAUUAAGUUACUUUUAUUUAUUAAAAUUGCUGUUUUUAUCCUUUCGCCGCGGAUAUACAAUUUUAACAACGAUACGAGCAAGUAUUAUAAAUAUCUAGGUGCGAAAUACAUCCUUAUUAGAAAAUUAGGUAUAAGAAGUUGUAGAUUAUUAGCAAAAUGCAAGCAAUAUAAUGAUUCAAAUAUUAGAGAUUUAAUAGAAGAUCUACCAUAUAACGGAUCGUACGAAAAAAAAGAUAUAUCUAACAAUAAAAAAGGAGCCACAAAAAAAAACAAUCAGUCAAAUAGAAAUUUAAUAAAUCAUGCUAGUCAAAAUAGGGAAGCUAAGAAAAGUAGAUCUUGUAUAUUUGAAACGAAAAAAUAUUCUCAUUUAGAGAAAAAAAUAUUCAAAGAGCUUGAUUAUAUGGAUUAUCUUAAAAGCAACAAAACAAUCAGCAAUGAGACUUACAAAAAAGUAAUAUGCAAAAAAUAUGGUUUAAGAAUAAUUUUACCUAUAUUAUUAUUAUUGCUGUUAUUGAUACCACUCGUAGUAGAUUUCUCAGCAGGUUUGGCACUUGGUAAUUCAUGGAAAUGGGGUUUACUAGGGUUUUCUCACUAUUUAAAAGAGUUGCAAAUUAGUGAUGGGGAAUGGUUAUCAAAAUUAUUAAACUGGUUGAAGAGUAAUACACCAGGGUUAUGGAAGCACAACACAAUUUUCGAUUCGUCCUACGUAUGUUCGUUGUGCAGUGCAGCGGGACAAUAUGACCUUUCUAUAAAAUGUAUAUUAGGACAAUUAUUUGGAUAUAUAAUAUAUUUCGUACCAUUCAUUAUAUUAUGUAGCACUUUUAUAUCUGCGAUUUUUUAUUACCAUAAAAAAGUAAAAAAAUACGAAAAAAUUAAGUUCAGAAAAAAGUAA
This is a messenger RNA of Plasmodium malariae, 903 nucleotides long. Its product is annotated as fam-l protein. Bases 1 to 903 code for a protein of 300 amino acids. The record is from RefSeq and is a predicted model, not a curated record. The transcript has 2 exons. Lineage: Eukaryota; Apicomplexa; Aconoidasida; Haemosporida; Plasmodiidae.